UCUUGGAGUCUUGGGUGGUGCGACGCACUUCCCCCUUUGCCGAAUUCACUGUCGUCUUCGUCUUCGAUCCCAGGGCGCUGUCCUUCCGAACCACACGCGUCUGCUUCGUGCCUUCGCAUUCAAUUCGAUUUGGAAAAAUUCCCAUUCAAAUUCGAAAGGCCCCCCGACAUCGAAAUCCCGACUCUGUUCUUGUCCCCUCAAUGGUGGGCUCAUUCCAUUUUCAGCUGCGCUCCUGAAACAAUCCCACCGCAUUGGGACCGUACUCGUUCCGGCGUUCUGGGAUUGGUCCGCCGUCUCUCUCCCCUCCGCGCCUCGCGCUCCCCUCGAUAGCUCUGUCUCUCACAGCUCUGGAGCCAUCAAUGGCAGACCUGAAGGAGCGUCUCCUCGCACCAAAACCAGCAUCUGCUAUAAACCUUAGGGAGGCAUCUUAUAGACUAUCCGUGUCUGGACGCCAACCUUUCCAUGGUGUGGAUGUUCUAGGGCUGAAAAAGCGGGGCCAAGGCCUUCGCUCUUGGAUUCGUGUCGACACUUCUGGUAACUCAGAGGUCAUUGAGGUGGACAAGUUCACGAUGAUGCGUCGAUGUGAUCUUCCUGCCCGUGAUUUACGCUUGCUCGAUCCAUUGUUUGUGUACCCCUCCACCAUUCUUGGUCGAGAGAAGGCAAUUGUGGUUAACUUGGAGCAGAUUCGGUGUAUCAUCACAGCAGAUGAGGUUCUGCUUUUGAAUUCCCUUGAUAGCUAUGUUUUACAGUAUGUUGUGGAGCUACAACGCCGGUUGACCACAGCUGGGGUGGGCAGAGUCUGGAAGGCUGAAUGUGCUGACUUGAGCGGGAGAAGAGGAAGCAGAAACUUUGACAAUAUUUUUGGGGAUACAUCCCCGGAUAAUCUUCCUUUUGAAUUUAGGGCCCUUGAAGUAGCGCUUGAAGCUGCCUGUACUUUUCUUGAUUCUCAGGCAGCAGAACUCGAGAUUGAAGCUUAUCCCUUGCUAGAUGAGCUUACUUCGAAGAUUAGCACGUUGAAUUUGGAGCGUGUCCGUCGAUUGAAAAGCAGACUCGUUGCAUUAACUAGGAGAGUGCAGAAGGUUAGAGAUGAGAUAGAGCAGCUGAUGGAUGAUGAUGGAGACAUGGCAGAGAUGUACCUCACUGAAAAGAAACGAAGGAUGGAGUCAACAAUUUAUGGUGAUCAGUCUUUGUUGGGAUACAGAUCAACUGAUGGUGCUUUAUCUGUCUCUGCACCAGUUUCUCCCAUUGGUUCCCCUCCAGAUGGGCGGAAGCUGGAGAAGAGCUUGAGUAUUGCCAGGAGCCGGCACGAGAGCAUGAGGAGUUCAGAAAGUGCGAUGGAGAGCAUUGAAGAACUUGAGAUGUUGCUGGAAGCAUAUUUUGUUGUGAUCGAUAGCACAUUAAACAAGUUGACCUCGCUGAAGGAGUACAUUGACGACACAGAAGAUUUCAUCAAUAUUCAGCUGGACAAUGUCCGGAACCAGCUAAUCCAAUUCGAGCUGCUGCUGACAACCGCGACUUUUGUAGUCGCCAUCUUUGGCGUGGUGGCUGGGAUCUUCGGGAUGAACUUUGCGAUACCAUUAUUUGACGAUGCAGAGGCCUUUAAGUGGGUCCUCAUGAUUACAGGAGUGACUGGGAUCACCAUAUUCUUAGCAUUUUGUUGUUUCUUCAAGUAUAGAAGACUAAUGCCGCUAUAGACAGAUAUGCAAGGAUUGGAUUUGCCAUUAAAGGAAUUGUAUAAUCAUUCAUCAGCAUCAUUCUUAUAGUUAGUCAAUGUGUAAUUCAUCGACAGCAUAAUUGGAAAUGAGAAUGUGCUUCUUUCUUUUGGCGA
Molecule: messenger RNA, 1828 nt
Organism: Syzygium oleosum
Lineage: Eukaryota; Viridiplantae; Streptophyta; Magnoliopsida; Myrtales; Myrtaceae
Product: magnesium transporter MRS2-1
Exons: 6
Coding region: 360-1694 (444 amino acids)
Biological process (GO): transmembrane transport; magnesium ion transport
Cellular component (GO): membrane
Molecular function (GO): magnesium ion transmembrane transporter activity
Source: RefSeq, a predicted model, not a curated record